Molecule: messenger RNA, 798 nt
Organism: Schistosoma mattheei
Lineage: Eukaryota; Metazoa; Platyhelminthes; Trematoda; Strigeidida; Schistosomatidae
Source: the annotation of a GenBank genome assembly
AUGGUAUCUUACUCACAAAGACGGGUUUAUUACCUACGAGAGCAAGCUCCUAGGAGAAAUCGGCGCCGACGGGAUAUUGAAAAUUUUGAUACAGAUGCCUCCAAAAUGGCUCUGUUUAUGUGUUUCGGAAUAAUUAUAUUCGCGCUACUGUCCAAACAUUCAUACGUUGAAAAGACUUCUAAUGAUUUUCCAGAUACACUCGUCGUACGAAAUUCUUGUCCAUCAACAUCGGAAAGGCACUUAUCACUAAAAAUCAUUAUUUCUCCUACGAUAUCACAUCUUUCAUGUAUUUACAAUUUCUUGACGCCUAUGGAUGAUGUUUUAGAUACUACUGACAGUAUCCUCAGUGUAAAUUCACCUAUUGAUCUUCAAUUUCCUUAUGAACUACUCCCGUAUAAUAACUCCACAAAUGUUUCAAUAAUAGAUUACACGAACCUAAACAUCCUACCUGAUCUUUCCAUUUGGAACGACAGAUCCAUCCUUAUUUUCGCAACACAUCGCCUCUAUUUCUCGUCAGAACCCACCUGUCCUGAAGUAUAUGUAUGUGCGAUUCCUAAUAAUGGACACAAUAGUACGACCUGUCACACUGACUUAGGUGAAGUUAGCGGGAGUUGCAAAGAUGAAAUCAGUGACCCUUAUUUCUUCAUGUUCCCACUUGCUACUGGUCUGAAAGUUUCAGUUCACAAUGUUGGUGAAUAUCCGGGUAUACAUAACAACAGCAUGCAUAUAAUUGUCACCUCUGGUUAUCGUUUACCACCGGGUGUUUUUUACCUGUCCAUCGGGCUUUUUUGCUUGUGA